UUUCACUACUUGACUGUUGAGCGCGUAAAGCAAUAUUCGCAUAAAAAAUGUUUGAAAUGUGGGAUUAUUACUUUUGGAAAUUGGUGCUCAUUACCAGCAGCUUGAUUGCUGCCUUCGAGGUAAUAUGGUUAGCCUACCAGUUGGUGUGCAAGUGGCGCAAGGAUCGCAUGCAAGAGGUGCUCAUAUUCAAUGAGCUGGGCGCCGUAUGUGCCAAAGAACACCUCAGGUUUAGCCUAAUAGGUCGAGUGUUCUAUUGUACAAAUGAGAAUUGCUCUCAGAAAUACGUGAACCGCAUUAUCGACAAUUUGAAUAACGCCAAAUUCAGCAUUGACCUGGCCAUGUAUUCCAUCGGCUCCAUCGGGAUGGUGUCCGCUUUGAUGAACGCCUUGCUCCGCAAUGUUGUCGUACGUAUUAUUGUCAGUCAACGGAACGCAACACUCUCCUGUGUGCUCCUUGAUCUCGUUGACCGUGGCGCCCAACUGCGCUGCCAGGAUUGCGAUAACUUUAUGCAGCACAAGUUCUGUGUGAUCGAUGAGCAAGGGCGGGUCAAUCGCAUUAGGAAUAAGAAGCGCAAGAACGGACCAAAGACCCACGGCGUGCUCAUGAAUGGCUCCCUCAACUGGACAGAUAGCGGCUUCUGUGGCAACUGGGAAAAUGUCGUCAUCACAACCAAUGCAGAAGUAGUCCAAGCAUUCCAAGAAGAAUUCGAUCGCAUGUGGAUUGCGUUCUCCACUAAAACUAAAUUCUAUUGACUCCAUGACAAUAAGCAUAGAGACUGCAAAACAGAUACACAUAGUUAU
Drosophila arizonae is the source of this 800-nucleotide messenger RNA. RefSeq names its product mitochondrial cardiolipin hydrolase-like. Gene Ontology annotation, cellular component: mitochondrion. Gene Ontology annotation, biological process: piRNA processing. Gene Ontology annotation, molecular function: RNA endonuclease activity producing 5'-phosphomonoesters, hydrolytic mechanism. The record is from RefSeq and is a predicted model, not a curated record. Lineage: Eukaryota; Metazoa; Arthropoda; Insecta; Diptera; Drosophilidae.